AUGGAGCAGACAUCCACCAUGGCUGAGCCCCGGGGUCCUGUAGAUCAUGGCGUCCAGAUUCGCUUCAUCACAGAGCCAGCAGUUGGUGCAGAGAUGAGCACCCUACGUCGUGGUGGGCGACGCCCAGCAAAGGAUGCAAGAGCCAGUAGCUAUGGGGUCGCUGUGCGUGUGCAGGGCAUUGCUGGGCAGCCCUUUGUGGUGCUCAACAGUGGGGAUAAAGGUGGUGACUCCUUUGGGGUCCAAAUCAAGGGGGCCAACCAUCAAGGGGCCCCAGGAGCUCUGAGCUCCGAUUCAGAACUCCCCGAGAACCCCUACUCUCAGGUCAAGGGAUUUCCUGCCCCCUCACAGGGCAGCACAUCUGAUGAGGAGCCUGGAGUUCACUGGAAUGGAAGACUGCUUCGUUCCCAGUCCCAGGCGUCACUGGCAGGCCCUGCCCCGAUGGGUCCUAGCAACAGGAGCACAAGCUUGCUGGAGCUGGCCCCGAAACAGCCUACCCCGGCUAGCACCAUUGACACUGCUCCCCUGUCUUCAGUGGACUCACUCAUCAACAAGUUUGACGGUCAACUUGGGGGCCAGACCCGGGGCCGGACUGGCCGCCGAUUGCGGACACUACCCCCUGAACAGCGCAAGCGGAGCAAGAGCCUGGAUAGUCGUCUCCCACGGGACACCCUUGAGGAACGGGAGCGCCAGUCCUCUGACCACUGGACCCCUGGCACAAAAUAUGACAACCACGUGGGUCGCUCAAAGCAGCCAGCCCCGAGCCAGAGCCCUCUCAGUGGCUUUAGCCGUCCCCGUCAGACUCAGGACUGGGUCCUGCAGAGUUUUGAGGAGCCGCGGGGGAGAGUGCAAGACCCCACCAUGCUGCAGUUCAAAUCAACUCCAGACCUUCUUCGAGAUCAGCAGGAGGCAGCGCCACCAGGAAGUGUGGACCAUGUGAAAGCCACUAUCUAUGGCAUCCUGAGGGAGGGAAGUUCAGAAAGUGAACCUUCUGUGAGGAGGAAGGUUAGUUUGGUGCUGGAGCAGAUACAGCCUCUGGUGGUGGCUUCUCCUGGUUCUGUCAAGUCCAUGGCAGGACAGAGUGAGCUUACCCGAAAAGUGGAGGAGCUGCAGCACAAGCUGGAUGAGGAGGUCAAGAAGCGACAGAAGCUAGAGCCAUCCCGGAUUGGGCUGGAGCGGCAGCUGGAGGAGAAGGCAGAAGAGUGCAGCAGGCUGCAGGAGCUGUUGGAGAGGUGGAAGGGGGAAGCCCAGCAGAGCACUAAGGAGCUCCAGAACAUGAAGCUCCUCCUGGACCAGGGUGAGAAUUUUCGACACAGGCUGGAGACCCAGGUGGUGGAGUUGCAGAACAAGCUGAAACAGGUCCAGGGGCCUGAGCCUGCUAAGGAGGCGCUGCUGAAGGACCUGUUAGAGACCCGGGAGCUUCUGGAAGAGGUCUUGGAGGGGAAACAGCGGGUAGAGGAGCAGCUGAGGCUGCGAGAGCGGGAGCUGACAGCCCUGAAGGGGGCCCUGAAGGAGGAGGUGGCCUCCCGAGAUCAGGAGGUGGAGCACGUCCGGCUGCAAUGCCAGCGUGACACAGAGCAGCUUCGCCGGAGCAUGCAAGACGCAACCCAGGACCAUGCAGCGCUGGAGGCCGAGAGACAGAAGAUGUCAGCCCUGGUGCGGGAGCUGCAGAGAGAGCUAGAGGAGACCUCUGAGGAGACAGGUCAUUGGCAGAGCAUGUUCCAGAAGAACAAGGAGGAACUUCGAGCCACCAAGCAGGAACUCCUGCAGCUGCGCAUGGAGAAGGAGGAAGUGGAAGAGGAGCUUGGGGAGAAGAUGGAGGUCUUGCAGAGGGAAUUAGAGCAGGCUCGAGUCAGUGCUGGAGAUCCUCGCCAGGUUGAGGAGCUCAAGAAGGAGCUGCGCCGGACACAGGAGGAGCUUAAGGAGCUACAGGCAGAGCGGCAGAGCCAGGAGGUGGCUGGGCGACACCGGGACCGGGAAUUGGAGAAGCAGCUGGCAGUCCUGAGGGUCGAGGCUGACCGAGGCCGGGAGCUGGAACAGCAGAACCUCCAGCUACAAAAGACCAUCCAGCAACUGAGACAGGACUGUGAAGAGGCUUCCAAGGCUAAGAUGGUGGCCGAGGCAGAGACAGCAGUGCUGGGGCAACGGCGGACCGCUGUGGAGACAACACUUCGGGAGACCCAGGAAGAAAACGACGAAUUCCGCCGGCGCAUCCUGGGUCUGGAGCAGCAGCUGAAGGAGGCUCGAGGCCUGGUGGAUGGUGGGGAAGCGGUGGAGGCGCGACUCCGGGACAAGGUGCAACGGCUGGAGGCAGAGAAACAGCUGCUAGAAGAGGCCCUGAAUGCAACCCAGGAAGAGGAGGGGAGCCUGGCAGCAGCCAAACGGGCACUGGAGGCACGGCUGGAGGAGGCCCAGCGGGGGCUGACCCGCCUGGGACAGGAGCAGCAGGCACUGAACCGGGCCCUGGAGGAGGAGGGGAAGCAGCGGGAGGUACUCCGGCGCGGCAAGGCUGAGCUGGAAGAGCAGAAGCGUUUGCUGGACAGGACUGUGGACCGACUGAACAAGGAGCUGGAACAGAUUGGAGAGGAUUCUAAGCAAGCCCUACAGCAGCUCCAGGCCCAGCUGGAGGACUACAAGGAAAAGGCCCGGCGGGAGGUGGCUGAUGCCCAGCGCCAGGCCAAGGAUUGGGCCAGUGAGGCUGAGAAGACCUCUGGGGGGCUGAACCGGCUUCAGGAUGAGAUUCAGAGACUGCGGCAGGCCCUGCAGGCAGCCCAGGCUGAGCGAGACUCAAUCCGAUUGGACAAAGAAUUGCUGGCCCAGCGAAUGCAGGGACUGGAGCAAGAGGCAGAGAACAAGAAGCGCUCCCAGGAUGACAGGGCCCGGCAACUUAAGGGCCUUGAGGAAAAAGUCUCACGGCUGGAAGCAGAGUUGGAUGAAGAGAAGAACACUGUGGAACUGCUAACAGACAGGGUGAAUCGUGGCCGGGACCAGGUAGAUCAGCUGAGAACUGAGCUCAUGCAGGAAAGGUCUGCUCGGCAGGACCUGGAGUGUGACAAAAUCUCCUUGGAGAGACAGAACAAGGACCUGAAGACCCGCUUGGCCAACUCAGAAGGCUUCCAGAAGCCCAAUGCCAGCCUCUCUCAGCUUGAGUCCCAGAAUCAAUUGUUGCAGGAGCGGCUACAGACUGAAGAAAGGGAGAAGUCAGUUCUGCAGUCCACCACCCGCAAACUGGAGCGGAGAGUAAAAGAGCUGUCCAUCCAGAUUGACGAUGAACGACAGCAUGUUAAUGACCAGAAAGACCAGCUGAGCCUGAGGGUGAAGGCUUUGAAGCGGCAGGUGGAUGAAGCGGAAGAGGAAAUCGAGCGACUGGAUGGCCUGAGGAAGAAGGCCCAGCGUGAGCUGGAGGAGCAGCAUGAGGUCAACGAACAGCUCCAGGCCCGGAUCAAAUCCCUGGAGAAGGACUCCUGGCGCAAAGCUUCCCGCUCAGCUGCUGAGUCAACCCUCAAACAUGAAGGGCUGAGUUCAGAUGAGGAAUUCGACAGUGUCUAUGAUCCCUCAUCCAUUGCAUCACUGCUUACGGAGAGCAACCUACAGACCAGCUCCUGUUAGCUUGUGGUCCUCAAGGGCCCAGAAAGCAGGCUCGAGGCCUAUCCCAGCCAGCCCUGUUCUGCUCUGUCCUGCCCACCUCGGGUUCCUUGUUCCUGUGGUUGACCCAGUUAUUCAGCCCUGAGACAGGGAGAGGUCUGAGUGAUGGUGAUAAAAAAA
Molecule: messenger RNA, 3762 nt
Organism: Carlito syrichta (Philippine tarsier)
Lineage: Eukaryota; Metazoa; Chordata; Mammalia; Primates; Tarsiidae
Gene: CGN
Product: cingulin
Exons: 20
Coding region: 1-3606 (1201 amino acids)
Cellular component (GO): myosin complex
Source: RefSeq, a predicted model, not a curated record